GAACAUGAACUUGUUACCUGAGUUGGUACCACACUCUUGAUAAGUAAACAGAUGCGCGAUUAGAGAGAUUUAGACACCUUGUUUUUCAGACAAGGUUCGUCUGAACGUCAUAUGUCUGUCUAUGGCAACAUGACUCAACAAGUGCGUAUUCAAGAAGCCCUUAAAAAAUCGAUUGUCAUUGAGUCCUUUUGUGUCGUCACAAUAGCCGUGCCCCCAGCUGUGCCGGAACAAGUGUGCAUAAAUUAUGUUGAUGAGGUAAACAGGUGGCCAGCAUGGCAAGAUGGCGGCGGACCCUCCAAACUCCGAGUUCGCCACAACAGACAUGGAAGAGGACGACGACAGCGACUUGGAGGAAGCCUUGCAGGAGUUGCCGCUACGCAGGAGGGAGAGCUCUCGGUCCUACAACAGCUCGGGGUCCGACUGGAGCCUGAGCACGGUCCGGAGCAACUUCGGGGAAUGGCUCCUGCGAGAGGAGGGUGACGAAAGAGGGGGAGGGCUGGGGUUACUAGUAGACCAGCAGGAUCGGCGGUCGCUCAUCGACGGGCUUCUCUGCGAGCUGUACGACCGGGUCCCGUACGGUUUGGGGCGGGACAGCCUCGACAGCGACACCUACACGGAGUAUUCCUCCACUUCAGAGGUGCACUGUGCCGGGACGCGCUCUGAACAGGAGCUAGAGCCCUCCCAUCUUACGUACACGUCACGGGUACAGAGCGCCUGUCUACGAGAAAAGGAUGUGAAGGAGCUGCGUCAGAUGGUAGAGGAGCUGCGGAGGAGGACGAACAUGAUCUCCCAGAAGCUGGUCCGUCAGCUGAAGAGACGCGACCGCCGGAAGAGCAAGCUGCAGAAGAACUGCGACAUCCUGACCGCCAUCCUGCAGGCUGUGUCGGAGAAAAGAAGAAUUGACACAAGAAUGAAGUUCAGCAUAGAGCCCAUGCCAGGCAAGAAAGGCUUCAGACAGUGGUUUGAUGCAAUGAAGGCUGUCGUCCGUCUGCCGCACGGUCUUCCCAGCGAGUGGCGGAAAAGGGUGUGGCUGUGUCUGGCUGAUAAGCACAUCCAGAACCUGCAGCUGGACUGGGACAAGAUGUGCCGCCUCGCCUUCAACGAACGAAGCAACCCUGACGACGAUAAACUCGGGGUUCAGAUCGUGAAGGACCUUCACAGAACGGGUUGCAGUGGAUUCUGUGCGGAGCAGGACAGGGUGGUGCUGAAGAGAGUCCUCCUGGCCUACGCCCGCUGGAACAAGUCGGUGGGGUACUGUCAGGGGUUCAACGUCCUGGCUGCCCUUGUCCUGGAGGUCGUGGAGAGGGUGGAGGAGGAUGCUCUCAAGGUGAUGAUCUACCUGAUUGACUACGUGCUGCCUGACAGCUUCUUUGCCAACAACCUGCGUGCCUUGUCGGUGGAUAUGGCCGUGUUCAGGGAGCUGCUGAGGAUACGGCUGCCAGACCUCUCCAAACACCUGGACGACCUGCAGAGGAGAGCUAACUCCAACCCACAGGGGAACUACGAGCCUCCCCUGACCAACGUGUUUGUGAUGCAAUGGUUCCUGACUCUGUUUGCCACCUGCCUGCCCAAGUCCACGGUGCUCAGGGUCUGGGACUCCGUCUUCUUCGAGGGGUCGGAGAUCCUGCUCAGAACAGCCCUGGCCAUCUGGGCCAAGCUGGGAGAUCGUCUGAGGGACCUGGACUCGGCAGACCAGUUCUACGGGACCAUGGCCAUGCUGUGUCAGGAAAUGCUCAUGAUGAACUUGAUCGACCCCAAUGAACUUGUGCAGACGGUGUACAGUUUGGCUCCGUUCCCCUUCCCCGGCCUGGAUGAGCUGCGAGAGAAAUACACCUACAACAUCACCCCCUUCUCCCCGCUGGGCACAGACAAGGCCAAGAAGGCCAUGAAGAUGGCCACCAACAGCGACGAGGAAGUGGAACUGGACGAGGAUGACUUGGCCAUGGCUAUCGGCUGCUUUGGUGGGAUCUUCCCGCCAGAUGCUUCCCCCAAGAAAAAGGGAGAAAAAGAAGGUGAACAGAAGCCAGUGAGUGACAUGCGGGAGGUGAGCCCCGGAGCGUACUCGAGCCGUACGGAGCAUAUCGAGAUGACCCGUACGGCCCUGAUGGAGCGUAUGUCAACAGACAUCACGGCCCUCAAGAAACAGUACAUGCGUAUCCGCCAGAAACAGCAGAGAACACAUCUCAUCUAUCCAAAACAGGGUAAUGAAAACAAGAGCACCAGCACCCACAAGUUCUCGGCCACAGCGAGGGACACUCCCAUCGCCAUGAACCACCUGUACGUCGCCAGGAAGAUCGCCAGCAUCCAGGGCAAGACCAAGCGGAUCAAGGGUCCCGAGAUCCGCCCUGCGGCGCCGAGGGGCAGGCACCCGUCCGACGGGGGGAGACGGGACAGCGCCAGGAGGGAGUCCGGGAAUGACACGGACUCGGACGGGGGCGUGGAGAUACAGAUCCAGUGGACGUCGUCGCCACCGACGGGCCGGUCGCCAACGGAGGCCGCCGAGCGGAGAGGCUCCGAGCACAGCGUGGAAUCCAGCGUGGGGAGCGAAGCAUCGGGAAACACAGGGAAAGAGAGGGAGUCGGUGGACAGUAAUGAGGGGAGCGUAGUGUCCGAGCGGACGGGUAUGGAGGAGAUACAGGAAGAGGAGGGUGGAGGGAAGGAGAGCGAGGUGUGCGACACUUCGGACAGCGAACCCGAGCUGAAAACCACAUCAGAUAUUGUCCCACAGGACGUGGAGAGGAGCAACACUGUCCUCUCGCCAAUCCAGCCUUCCAGCGAGGACGAAACGCACGCCGACUUCAUGGCCAGGGGAAUGAGCUCGGCGUGCGACAGUUCCAGCGAAAACGACAGCACCGUGCCAACAACAGAAACGUGGAAACCUUUGAACACUGCCGGGGAAACCGACGCCACGGACAACAAGAAGAUGAAGCCGCGUCCGACUGACCUUGACCUUCAAGCCAUCAGUAACUUCUCAUCCAAAGACCCCCCCUCCCCCUCCAGCACGUCUUCCAUCGAGAACCAGAGGCCUUCCAGUCCAACCCUCCCGGGAAUCAAGUUGACGAAGGCGCGGCCAGACAGCGCGGGAACGAUCGGAGGCAAGUUCUACCCCUUCCCGCGACCCAAACAGUUCAAGACGGCGAAGGCAAAGAACGGAGUGCAGCUGAGCUUGUACAAACAGACGCCCGGAGAGAACCAAACUGUCACGUCGCCGACGAAGGGACCGUUCCCGGUGAUCAAGAGGUCACACAUCAACCAGUGUCUGCAGAGGCAGUAUAUGGCCAGCGCUUCCAAGACCACCACAUACAGAUAGUCGUGGUCUUCAUGUGUUAAUAAUAUAGCUUAGUAAUACCUGAUCUUGUACAUUUCAUUUGUACACAGCACUCAGUUGUUGGAAUUCUGUGCAAAACUUUUCAAAUAUAUUGUAUGCAACCUUGAUUUGAUGUUCAUAUGACAGAAAUCAGGACCACUGUGGAGUGAUGCUAAAUUGCUAAUGAAUAUAAAUGUCAUCUCCUUUCUCACUGAAGUUGUAUUCUCAUACACCAGUAGAGCUUCCACAUGAAGCUGUGCUGAUUGUUUGAUUGAUUGAUUGAUGUUAUGCAUUUUGAUAGAAAUUCUAUUGUUUGGGUUUGGAUUAUGCCAUACAUUCAUCUUUUUUUUUUGUUCUAAGUUGAAGAGGCAGAACAAUUGGAAACAAAAUUGUGGAGAAUAAAUUAUUGAUUAAGCUAAUUAUCUCGUUGAUUUGAUUCUUAUGCAAAGUAAGAGGAAGAAACAGGUAACAUUUGGUCUGUGGCACAGAUUUGCAUUAGGUUUACUUUAAUGAGGGUUUGAUACAUGAAUGUAUGGCAUACUCAAGAUGACUUUAAGUGCAAAUGAAGUUUCUAUGGAGAGAUACCCAAGCUUCUCUUCUGUUAGUCUUCAAGUUUUGAGUGGCAACUUGACAGGAAAAACUUAGACAUUAUGAUAGACUGUGUGCUGGUAGAACUACAUGCAGUAGUUAGUGUUAUGUUUAUUAUGAUAGGACAUAUUAUUUUAUGCUUUACGGUAAUGGAGCAUACUGUAUAAACAUGUACAUUUUGCUAUUGUUUAAGCAGAUUUAUGAUGCAAAAGAUGUACAUAUUUCUUGUACAUUCAGAGAUAUGCUAUUAUCUAUAUAGUAUUCAGAUUGGAAACGAAAAGAGAUAUCUAGUCUAUAGCUACUUGAAGAAUAAGUUUAGAUGUAGUGCAUUGAAGGAUGUGAUCUAGGUUGCAAUGGGCUGGUGCAAAAUGGUAAUUCUCGCUUUUGGAGUAGAACAUUGUAGAUAAUCAUGGCUUCUAGCUGCUGAAGAAAUGAAGAGAGGUCGAUUUUUCAGGGCUCUGUUGUACAUGUGCUAAUUAAGAAGAAGAACUUGCUGCAAUCAGGAAAAAAAUGUGUUGAAAUGGCAAUAAAAGCUA
Molecule: messenger RNA, 4431 nt
Organism: Branchiostoma belcheri (Belcher's lancelet)
Lineage: Eukaryota; Metazoa; Chordata; Leptocardii; Amphioxiformes; Branchiostomatidae
Product: TBC1 domain family member 30-like
Exons: 14
Coding region: 281-3310 (1009 amino acids)
Cellular component (GO): endoplasmic reticulum
Source: RefSeq, a predicted model, not a curated record